Molecule: messenger RNA, 1713 nt
Organism: Perca flavescens (yellow perch)
Lineage: Eukaryota; Metazoa; Chordata; Actinopteri; Perciformes; Percidae
Gene: siah2l
Product: seven in absentia homolog 2 (Drosophila)-like
Exons: 3
Coding region: 103-1110 (335 amino acids)
Biological process (GO): proteasome-mediated ubiquitin-dependent protein catabolic process; multicellular organism development
Cellular component (GO): cytoplasm
Molecular function (GO): ubiquitin protein ligase activity; ubiquitin conjugating enzyme binding; zinc ion binding
Source: RefSeq, a predicted model, not a curated record
CUGGCAGCCGCCAUGUUGUGUCUCCAGGGGAGAGAGCCAGACACUCAAGUCACGUAGCAACAGCGGGAGGAGCGAGCGACGUCGUCCGGUAGUAAACAGUAGAUGACGUUACCACUCGCCCGGCAGUUCACAGGAAACGGACCGCAGCUGGAAGAUAUGAGCCGUCCGUCCCCAGACGGAACCGGAGCCGGUGGUGGAGGAGGACUCGGGGCCGGGAAAGUGGGCGUUGGAAAACACGGAGGAGCCGCGGCGGCUGUUACGGGAGUAGCCGCCGGAGUGAGCACCGGGGCCGGGUCCGCUGUCCCUUCCCCUUCCCCCGCUGUGUCUCUGUCGCUCGGUCUACCGGGGCAGUCCCCGGAGCUCACGGCGCUGUUCGAGUGCCCGGUAUGCUUCGACUACGUCCUGCCGCCCAUCCUGCAGUGCCAGGCGGGUCACCUGGUGUGCAACCUGUGCCGCCAGAAGCUGAGCUGCUGUCCGACCUGCCGAGGCCCGCUCACCCCGAGCAUCCGGAACCUGGCCAUGGAGAAGGUGGCGUCCACUCUGCCGUUCCCCUGCAAGUACUCGUCGGCGGGCUGCGGGCUGUCCCUGCACCACACGGAGAAGCCGGACCACGAGGAGGUUUGUGAGUUCAGGCCCUACACCUGUCCGUGUCCCGGCGCGACCUGCAAGUGGCACGGCUCUCUGGAGGCCGUCAUGCCGCACCUGAUGCACGCACACAAGUCCAUCACCACGCUGCAGGGUGAGGACAUCGUCUUCCUGGCGACAGACAUCAACCUUCCCGGCGCGGUGGACUGGGUGAUGAUGCAGUCCUGUUUCAGCCACCACUUCAUGCUGGUGCUGGAGAAGCAGGAGAAGUACGAGGGCCACCAGCAGUUCUUCGCCGUCGUGCUGCUCAUCGGCACGCGCAAGCAGGCCGAGAACUUCGCCUACCGCCUCGAGCUCAACGGCAACCGGCGCCGGCUGACCUGGGAGGCCACGCCGCGCUCCAUCCACGACGGCGUGGCCGCCGCCAUCAUGAACAGCGACUGCCUGGUGUUCGACACCUCCAUCGCGCACCUGUUCGCCGACAACGGCAACCUGGGCAUCAACGUCACCAUCUCCAUGUGCUGAGGAGAGGGUGACCGGAUUGGAUCGCUUCGCAUUUUUAGCUUCGGCAUAUCCAUUCUGGGAACUUUCCGUUGGAGAACUUUUGGGGGGAAAAGGGGGAGCGAAAAUCCUGGUUAGCUGAUUGGAUGAACCAUCUGUCUGUCUACCACCUAUAGUUGGUGACAGACGGGGCCCAAAUCAACCAAUCAGAUCAUGUCUGUGAAGGAGAUUUACCGUUUGUGUAACAGGAAUAAAAGGCCCCAUUUCAGGUUCCUGGUCCAUACUCCAAAAGAAGGAUCCAAGAGGAAAAAGCAUUAGCGAGCGGCUAACAGAAUUAGGGCUACCGCCGGCUGUAAAUCCUGGUUAGCUGAUUGGAUGAACCAUCUGUCUGUCUACCACCUAUAGUUGGUGACAGACGGGGCCCAAAUCAACCAAUCAGAUCAAUGAAAGCGUAUGGAAAUACAACCACGAGCCAGGCUAACCCUGCUGCUGCUGCUGCUGCAGGCCAAGCAUAGCUCGUUAGCUUAGCAUGCUAGCAGCAUGUCGGUAAAGGAGAUUUACCGUUUGUGUAACGAGAGUUUAGGAAUAAAAGAAUAAAAGGCCCCAUUUCAGGUUCCUGGUCCAUAC